CUGUUGGCUUAGGAGUUUUUAUGAUGAUAAUGGCAGGAAUUUUGGCUGUAAUUUUUCCACGGCUCAUCAAAAUAGUUAUUAACAAAGAGAUUUCAUUGAAUGAGGGAAGUAGAACAUUUGGUUGGUGGAAAAAGCCCCCAGUAACCCCACAAAUGCAUGUGUAUAUUUACAACGUGACAAAUGCAGAUGAGUUUCUAAAUAAUGGCGAUAAACCUGUCCUCAAGGAACUUGGACCUUACGUUUACCUUGAGAAAUGGGAAAAAGUGAACAUAAAAUUCAACAUUAAUAGUACCGUUACCUAUAAUGUUAAAAAGACGUUUACUUUCUCUGAGAGCUUAUCCAAUGGUUCAGAAGAGGAUUUAGUUGUGGUUCCGAAUGUACCAAUGUUAUCAGCCACUAGUCAAUCAAAACACGCUGCACGAUUUUUACGGCUAGCCAUGGCUUCCAUCAUGGAUAUUCUUAAAAUCAAACCAUUUGUGGAAGUAUCUGUAGGACAGUUGUUAUGGGGAUAUGAAGAUCCGCUGCUGAAACUUGCCAAGGAUGUUGUACCAACUGAUCAAAAGCUUCCUUAUGAGCAGUUUGGACUUCUGUAUGGAAAAAAUGGCACAGGAAAAGAUAACUUUACAAUUUUUACGGGAGUAAUGGACAUAACAAAAUAUGGACUUUUAGAUAGAUGGAAUGGUAAAGCCGGUCUAGGUCACUGGACAACAACACAUUGUGAUACUGUGAUGGGUAGUGAUGGAAGUAUCUUUCCACCAUACAUAACGAAACAUACAGUUUUAAAAAUAUUUGAUAAAGAUCUGUGUCGUGUAUUACCACUAGUUUACAAGCAAGAUGUUGUGACCUCUGGAGAUGUACCUGGCUUUAGAUUUGUACCACCAGCAGAUGUUUUUUCGUCACCAGAUCGAGUACCAUCGCAACAGUGCUUUUGUCCUUCUGGACCACCUUGCGCUCCUGAGGGCACCUUCAAUGCAUCAUUAUGUCAAUACGAUUCACCUGUGCUUUUAAGUUUUCCUCAUUUUUACUUGGCUGAUCCUACAUUAAGAGAGGCAGUUAUAGGAAUUUCACCACCUGAAGCUGAAAAACAUCAGCUGUACAUUGAUGUGCAGCCUGUAAUGGGUACGACAUUAAGAGCAAAAGCAAGAAUCCAAAUCAACUUAGCAGUAAGUCAAGUUCGUGAUAUCAAACAAGUUGCAUCAUUUCCUGAUAUAGUGUUCCCCAUUAUCUGGUUUGAAGAUGGCAUUGACCAAUUACCUAACGAUGUUACAUCACUAAUGAGAUUGGCUAUCGAUUUACCUCCAAUUGCUCGAACUACUAUCUCUGGAGGUCUCGCAAUCAUCGGCUUUUUUGUACUUAUUGGUGCACUUGCUUGCUUAACACGGGCUGCCAGUCGACAAGAAAAACUUCAUUUAAGCAAUCCACUACCAAUUAGGUCUGUUAAAGACGAAAAUAGUUUAAAAACAGCUACACAAAGUCCACCUGAUAAGAAAUUAAGUGGUUAUAAAUAACACUAUUUUUAUUUUUAGAAUCAAAACUUAUGUAGAUAUGAAAAAAUUAAACUUUAUUUAACUACUAA
Copidosoma floridanum is the source of this 1576-nucleotide messenger RNA. RefSeq names its product epithelial membrane protein (gene emp). Gene Ontology annotation, cellular component: cytoplasm; membrane. The record is from RefSeq and is a predicted model, not a curated record. Gene Ontology annotation, molecular function: scavenger receptor activity. Lineage: Eukaryota; Metazoa; Arthropoda; Insecta; Hymenoptera; Encyrtidae.